Messenger RNA from Paramecium sonneborni, 1679 nucleotides. The record is from the annotation of a GenBank genome assembly. NCBI's taxonomy places the organism in Eukaryota, Ciliophora, Oligohymenophorea, Peniculida, Parameciidae.
AUUAUUAUAUUUUAUCAUAAAUUAAUUAAUGGAAAUUGAGAAAGAAAUUAUAAAAUUGUCAUCUUGUUAGAAAUUCUUGUUGAUCUAAAGCUUUAGAACAAUGAUCAAUAUAAUUGAUUUGGAGAAUUUCAAAUAGAAACAAAUCAACUUUAGAGAUUCUGAAAUUUCAUUUAUUGAUUACUAUGAUAAUGAAUUAGUAAUAGGAGAUAAACAAGGAAAAUUAUAUUAUAAAAAUGAAUCCAUCUAAGUUCAUUCAGGAUCAUUUUUAAAUGGAAUACUUAAGGAUGGAAUGUUACUAUCUUUAGGUUAAGAUGGAUUCUUAAAAUAAACUAAUAUCAAAACAUUUUAAUUUCUCUAUUCUAGAUAAUUAACAUAACUUAUAAAAGAAGGAUCCUUAUUUCUUUUAUAAUUUUAUGUCUUGGUCUAAUAUGGUUAAAAAAUUGUUUUAAUUAAUUUAGAAAAUGAUGUAAAAUAUUAUUAUCAUACUUUUAGGUUGUAGAAACUAAGUAUAAAAUCAAUCAAUAAGGACCUUUAAUAAUCAAAUUAAAUAAUCUAUCUAAAGAUUAUUUCUCUGUUUUAGGAAAGGAGGGUUUGUUAAAAAUAUUCAAAUUAGGAGACAGUCCAGAACCAAUAUUAUCUAUUGAUGUAUAAACUUAUGAAAAUUACGAAUUAUUUUAUAUGCCUAAAAAGACUACUAUUUUAUUUUGGAAUUAAGACAGUAUUAUUGGAUAUGCUUUUGAAAAGGAAUUGAAUAAAUAAUAUGAGAUUAAAUUAAAUAACUUAUAAUCUGUAUUGCAAGGAGAAAGAUUAUUAAUUGUAUAUGAUAAUAUAAGUAAUCCUAAAUUAAAGUAGAUAAAUAAUAUUGAAAGUUAAAAAUUUAAAUCCUUAUACCAAUAAGAACAAUUAUUAAAAUUUAAUGAUCUCCUUCAAUCAAAAUAAGAGGAAUAACAUCACGAAAAAUCACAUUCAAAUCCAACUCCAAUUGCUUUUUAUGACUUUGCAUAUUUUAAUAAACAAAAUUCUGAUUUGAAAUAAGAUAACAUUGAGCCAAAAAAGAUUACUAGUGAAUAAAACAUGAUUAAUGUACUUAAAUAAUCAUUGAUUGCAAAAGAUAAGACUUAUCUAGAAUAUGCCUUAGAAAGAACUCUUAAAAAUGGAAUAGCAGAAUCUGUUAAUACUUUAUAACUUGAAUAAUUAUAAGAAUUAUAGCAUUUCAUUGUGGAUAAAUUAAUAAGUUAUCCUGAAUAGACUAAAAAAUAUUUAGAUUGGAUAAAAGCUAUAGUUAAAAGAGGAGUUGGAGAUUUUUCUAAAUUAUAUUAUCUUUUAGAAGAAAGAACAAAAUCAAUAAACAAAUUAGAGACUAUAUGUUCAAAGAUACAAUUUAACAAGCUUACCCAGAAACCAAAAUAGGAUAAAGAUUAUAGAAAACAAUAACAUACUGUUUAUGAAGAACAAUAAGCUGAUGUUGUAAUCACUUAAGGAAAUCUCCCUUAAAAAAAGAUUAAUGAAAAUAACUAAGCUGAAGAUUAAACUAGCUAAAUUGAAGAUGAUUUCAAUUAAGCAUAUACUAAAGUAAAUACUAUUUUUCAUAUAUUUUAUAGCACAAAUAAACGCUUAGACAGUAAGCCUAUUAAGAUAUAGAGGAGGAGGCAUAUAAUGAGGAAGAUUUAAAAUUUUGA